GAAACAGGCGUGAAUUUUUGGUUACGUCACAUUGUGUAACACUAUUUACAAUUAUAAAAGGGUGGCAGAACUAUGGUUUCACCACUCAAUUUUCGUGUUUAAUUUAAACUAUCGACGUCAGAUGGCACUAAGCUAUGUAUAAAAAUAAAUUCGACAACGUCCUUGGAAAAGUUGUUUCAUCGGCAAUGUUGCGAAGAGAAAGAAAAAGGAAGUUGAAAGUACACGUGAGGACCGGUGAUAGGAAGGGUGCAGGAACAGAUUCGAAUGUUUAUCUUUCAAUAAAAGAUAAAAUCGGUAACAGGAGCGAAGAAUUCAAAUUAGAUCAUUGGUGGAGGAACGAUUUAGAAAGGGGCACAACUGACAGCUUCGAUAUAAACGUUGACAUUAACUUCGGCAUCGUAAAUCAAAUAGAAUUACACAGGGACACAUCUGGAAUCGGCGAUGCCUGGUAUUUGGAUAUAAUUAUCAUCGAAGACAAAGAUCGUAUUGCGACGUUCCCUGUACACAGAUGGAUACACCCGUACAGAAAAUACUGUAUAAACGAAUACGACAGUGUCCUUCCUCAAUUCGACAGCAACAAAUGCCAAAGAUCCAAAGAAUUAACGAGCAAAAGACAGAUUUAUCAAUAUACCACUCAUAUCAAAGACGGACCCGCACAGGUUAGUUUCUGUUUUUCUAUCUUUCAAAACUAUAAACUGGAUACAAAAGUAUUAAAAUAUAUAUAUUUUUUUAAUUUAUAUACAGGAUGGUCGGUAAGUCAGUUAACCGAUAUAAGUUAAAACCAACUUAGUACAGCUUCGAAAUUAUAUUUACAGGUUAACUGACUUUUGGGCCACCCUAUAUUAUUUGUAUACGGGAUGGCCAAUGUAUGCUUAUAUAUACAGUCGA
Molecule: messenger RNA, 888 nt
Organism: Centruroides sculpturatus (bark scorpion)
Lineage: Eukaryota; Metazoa; Arthropoda; Arachnida; Scorpiones; Buthidae
Product: arachidonate 5-lipoxygenase-like
Exons: 2
Coding region: 135-779 (214 amino acids)
Molecular function (GO): protein binding
Source: RefSeq, a predicted model, not a curated record